GUAGCAAGAGUUGGGUGCAGAAGUCAUUGUCUUGCCCGUUUCCUGGUCACAAACCGUCGUCGUUUUCAUUCUAUGCCUAAUUUCCUUUCGUUUCAGUCACCAUAUACCACAGUCCUUUUAAUUUCGUCGCAAAAUCUGAACCUUUUAACUGUCUCCUUCGCCAUUGCUCCUAAAUUACUUGACUAAGGGACUAAUUGAUUUCAUUUACUUGUAAAAAGGGUAAAGCAAGGAGCCAGAGUCCCAGAAUCCAUGGAAACGCAGUAUGAAAAACUCGAGAGAGAAGACUCUAUUACCGACAGUUCCUCAGAAGAUGAGGAGCAGGAGAUAGAGAAGGAGUUAGCAGAUGUAACGUUUGAGGAAUUGCAGAAAGCACGCUCGAAUGGGGCACAUGCUUUUAUUCAGAAACCCAAAGAAGACAAAAAGUUAAAAAGGGCUAACAAGAAUAGGCCGAUGGAGGCCAGUAGCAAGAAGCCAGUUUCUGCUUUUAGAGAGGUCAUCCAAGCUCCAAAGAAGGUUGUACGUGAUCCAAGAUUUGAAUCUCUUUGUGGUACACUUGACCCUGAAGGGUUUAAGAAGAGGUAUAAUUUCUUAUAUGAAAACGAUCUUCCUGCUGAAAGACAGGCUCUGAAGAAGGAACUGAAAAAAUAUAAAGAUCUGAAGCGCAUAAGUGAAAUAGAAGAACGUAUAUCAUGGGUUGAUAAACAAAUGAAGUCGGAUUCAACGAAGAAUAUUGAUACAUCAAUAUUGACGAAUCAUAAAAAGAAAGAGAGAGAAGCAGCAAAGCAGGGGAAACGUCCUUUUUAUCUAAAGAAAUCUGAAAUACGGAAACAAAGGCUAAUUGAGAAAUAUAAUCAGCUCAAGUCAUCUGGCAAACUUGAAGCAUUUGUUGAGAAAAGGAGGAGAAGGAAUGCUGCUAAGGACCACAGAUACAUGCCGUAUCGUAGAUCUGGUGAUGCCGAAUAAAUUUUGUAGCUUCUUAAGCUAUAAUUAUAUACUAGAAUAUAGCACCAAAAAGAAAAGUAAUAUAUGUUUCUGGCUGCCAGCUUUGGGGAUUGAAUAUUGACGUUUGUUGAUGGCAUCAUGGCAUUUGUUUUGUGACUCUUGAAGAUUUACUAAUCAUCAGGGAAUGAAUUGUUGGCACUUGGCUACUAGGAAGUCUUUUGAGUCUGUGUUAUGUACUUGUAGGAGGGAUGUCUUUUCCAUUAUCAUUGGGUUACUUGUUUUAGGAACCGUUUGUUUAAGAUUUUCUCAGAAAGAAAAUCUGAAUAUGAAAAAAGGCUUUCUUAUUUCUCUUA
Molecule: messenger RNA, 1295 nt
Organism: Vigna angularis (adzuki bean)
Lineage: Eukaryota; Viridiplantae; Streptophyta; Magnoliopsida; Fabales; Fabaceae
Exons: 10
Coding region: 250-963 (237 amino acids)
Biological process (GO): maturation of SSU-rRNA from tricistronic rRNA transcript (SSU-rRNA, 5.8S rRNA, LSU-rRNA)
Cellular component (GO): nucleolus; 90S preribosome
Source: RefSeq, a predicted model, not a curated record